AUGUUGACCAAGGUUUCUGCACUCACGGCCCUCGUGGCCGCUGUUCGCGCGCAGCAGGUCUGCACGCUCAACGCGGAGACCAAGCCUGCACUCACCUGGUCCAACUGCGCGGCCGGCGGUGCCUGCACCACGGUCGACGGUUCCGUCACCGUCGAUGCCAACUGGCGUUGGACUCACAAGACCGACGGCAGCACCAACUGCUACACCGGCAACAAGUGGGAUACCUCCAUCUGCUCCACCGGCGAGGACUGUGCCUCCAAGUGCUGCGUGGACGGCGCCGACUACUCCGGCACCUACGGCGCCACCACCACCGGCGAUGCCCUCAACCUCAAGUUUGUCCAGCAGGGCCCCUACAGCAAGAACAUUGGCUCUCGCAUGUUCCUCAUGGACGGAACCGAUAAGUACCAAAUGUUCAAGCUCUUAGGCCAAGAGUUCACCUUUGACGUUGAUGUCUCCAACCUUGGUUGCGGCCUGAACGGCGCCUUGUACUUCGCCUCCAUGGACGCCGACGGUGGCAUGUCCAAGUUCCCUACCAACAAGGCCGGUGCCUCCCACGGAACCGGCUACUGCGACAGCCAGUGCCCCCGCGACCUCAAGUUCAUCGACGGCAAGGCCAACGUCGAGGGUUGGGUGCCCUCAUCCAACGACGCCAACGCCGGCGUCGGAACCAUGGGCUCGUGCUGCUCUGAGAUGGACAUCUGGGAGGCCAACUCCGUCUCCAACGCUUACACCCCUCACCCCUGCGAGACUGUCGGCCAAUUGAGCUGCAGCGGCGACGCCUGCGGAGGCACGUACAGCUCUACUCGCUACGCCGGCCAGUGCGACCCCGAUGGAUGCGACUUCAACAGCUACCGCCAGGGCAACACCACCUUCUACGGCAAGGGCUCCCAGUUCGCCAUCGACACCUCCAAGAAGAUCACAGUCGUCACGCAGUUCGUCGAGACCGGCGGCGCUCUGACUGACAUCAAGCGCUUCUACGUCCAGGACGGCAAGGUCUUUGCCAACUCCAAGUCCGACGUCACUGGCGUUGAGGGCAACUCCAUCACCACCGACUACUGCACCGCCCAGAAGAAGGCUUUCGGCGACGAGGACGUCUUUGCUCAGAAGGGUGGUCUUGCUCAGAUGGGCAAGGCUCUCUCCGAGGGUAUGGUUCUCGUCAUGUCCACCGGCCCUGGCACCGCUCGCGGCUCUUGCGGCACCGACUCUGGCGUUCCCGCCGAUGUCGAGUCCCAGGCCCCCAACUCCAACGUCAUCUUCUCCAACAUCAAGUUCGGCCCCAUCGGCUCUACCUUCAACAGCGCCGGAACUGCUGUAAGUACUACUGAGUAG
Molecule: messenger RNA, 1329 nt
Organism: Colletotrichum phormii
Lineage: Eukaryota; Fungi; Ascomycota; Sordariomycetes; Glomerellales; Glomerellaceae
Product: concanavalin A-like lectin/glucanase domain-containing protein
Exons: 3
Coding region: 1-1329 (442 amino acids)
Biological process (GO): carbohydrate metabolic process
Molecular function (GO): hydrolase activity, hydrolyzing O-glycosyl compounds
Source: RefSeq, a predicted model, not a curated record